Molecule: messenger RNA, 1173 nt
Organism: Fusarium mangiferae
Lineage: Eukaryota; Fungi; Ascomycota; Sordariomycetes; Hypocreales; Nectriaceae
Exons: 1
Coding region: 1-1173 (390 amino acids)
Biological process (GO): fungal-type cell wall polysaccharide metabolic process
Cellular component (GO): fungal-type cell wall
Source: RefSeq, a predicted model, not a curated record
AUGAUCGCCAACAAGCUCACCAUCCUUACCGCUACCGCCGCUCUUCUUGAGCCGGCUCUCGCUCUUGGCCACCGCCACGCUCACCACCAGCACGCCCAGAAGCGUGGUGACUGGGUCGUUGCCACCAUUGACGGUCAGGUCGUCUCUUGGGAGAACAACUACUUCGGCCCCGGCGGUUCUGCACCUGCUGCUACCCAGCCCGCCGCCGCUUCUCAACCCGAGGCAUCUUCUGCUCCCGCUCCCGCUCCCGUUGCCGCUCAGCCUACCACCAUUAUCAAGGUCGCCAAACCCUCUCAAGCUGCCAAGUCCGCCUAUGAGCCCGCUUCCCAGCCCAAGAAGGAGGAGACCGCCGCCAAGGCUCCCCAGAAGGCUGCCAUCAAGGAGAAGACUCAGUCCAAGGCCAAGUCUAGCAGCACUCAGUCCAAGUCUAGCGGCACCUCUUCCGGUGGCUCCCCUGGCUUCUCCCACAAGCGCGGUGUCUGCUACAACAACGUUGACCUUGCCAACACUUUCGCUGGCGACUGCGAGAACUGCGGCUGGGGUUACAACUGGGACUCCUCUUCCGGCGGUCUUAAGGGUCUCAACUUCAUCCCUACCCUCUGGAACGACCAGCCUCUCCACACCGACCGCUUUGCCGACAACUGUGCCCAGGCCCUGAGUGAUGGCGCCAAGGCUAUUUUCAGCUUCAACGAGCCUGACAACGCUGGCCAGGCUGACAUGACUCCUGCCUACGCUGCCCAGGCCCAUGUCAAGUGGCUCAACCCCUAUGCUGGAAAGGCCCUCAUCGGCGCCCCUUCCAUCAGCAACAGUGGUCUUGCUGGGGAGGGUGUCGAGUGGCUCAAGAGCUGGGUCUCCGAGUGUGAGAAGCUUGACGAGCAGUGCCAAUAUGAUUUCUGCAACGUCCACUGGUACUCCGAGGUUGAGUACGGUAGCACUCUCUUCGACCAUCUCAAGGCUUCCCACGAGGCUUGCGGCGGAAAGCCCAUCUGGCUCACCGAGUUUGCUCCUACUGGUUCUGACGAGGCCAUUGCCACCUGGCUCAAGGAUGCCAUCCCCCAGCUUGAGGACCUUUCUUACCUUGAUGCCUACUCCUACUUCAAGGUCGAGACUGGCAUGCUCAUGACCAGCGAGACCGAGCUCAGCUCCUACGGUAGCGUUUAUGCCUCCGCUUAA